This is a messenger RNA of Nannospalax galili (Upper Galilee mountains blind mole rat), 927 nucleotides long. Its product is annotated as olfactory receptor 8S1-like. Gene Ontology annotation, biological process: G protein-coupled receptor signaling pathway. Bases 1 to 927 code for a protein of 308 amino acids. Gene Ontology annotation, cellular component: membrane. NCBI's taxonomy places the organism in Eukaryota, Metazoa, Chordata, Mammalia, Rodentia, Spalacidae. The record is from RefSeq and is a predicted model, not a curated record. The transcript has a single exon. Gene Ontology annotation, molecular function: olfactory receptor activity; G protein-coupled receptor activity.
AUGGCCUGGAGGAACCACAGCGCCAUCACGGAGUUCAUGCUCACUGGGCUCUCUGACGACCCCCAGAUCGAGGCUCUGCUUUUCGUGCUGUUCCUGGUGAUUUAUCUCCUCACCAUGGCAGGAAACUUGAUGAUGCUGCUGGUGAUCAGGGCUGACUGCCACCUCCACACUCCCAUGUACUUCUUCUUAAGCAAUCUCUCAUUUAUAGACCUCUGCUUUUCUUCUGUCACAAUGCCCAAGCUACUGCAGGACUUCCUGUCUGAGAAGAAAGCCAUCUCAGUGGAGGGCUGCCUGACUCAGGUCUUCUUUGUGUUUUUUUCUUCUGGGACUGAAGCCUGUCUGCUCUCAGUGAUGGCCUAUGACCGCUAUGCUGCCAUCUGCCAUCCACUGCUCUACGGCCAGGUGAUGAGAAAUGAGUUGUGUGUGAGGCUCGUGUUGGUCUCGUGGGGCGUGGCCUCUCUCAAUGCAAUCAUCAUUGUGCUGUUGGCAGUUAACCUGGACUUCUGUGAGGCCCAGACCAUCCACCACUACACCUGUGAACUGCCUGCCCUUUUCCCCCUGUCUUGUUCCGACAUCUCCAUCACUGUCAACAUCCUGCUCUGCUCCAGCUUACUGCAUGGCCUUGGAACCUUUCUCCCCAUCUUCUUCUCCUACGCCCGUAUUGUCUCCGCCGUCUUGCGCAUCAGCUCCACCACAGGGAGAAGCAAGGCCUUCUCUACCUGCUCUUCUCACCUCGUUGCAGUGACCUUGUUCUUUGGGUCAGGUUUUCUUUGCUACCUCAAGCCCCCUUCUGGUUCCUCCCUGGAUCUGCUCCUGUCUUUGCAGUACAGUGCGGUCACCCCCAUGCUGAAUCCCCUCAUCUACAGUCUGAAGAACAAGGAGGUGAAGGCAGCAGUGAAUAGGACACUGAGGAAGUAUCUGCUUUGA